AUGUCCACAGCAGAGGCAACUGGCUGGUUGAGGGAGCUGUUAGAACCUCACAUUGGCGCCGACCGAGCAGGGGCCUUGACCGUCCAUGGACUCAAGGCCACACUUCUUAGCUGGGCAGCUAAGAGCACUCUUUUCAGUGCAGAUGAGCAGCUGGCCCUGGGGCAUCAUGUCCAUGCACAAUAUCGUUCAGCCAUGAUUUACUCAAGAGACAAUCAAAUUGGGCUUUGCAAGAAACUGCACGAAAUGUUCAAUAAAAUCAAGGAUGGCCUUUUUGAUCCAGAUGCAGCUCGAGUUAGCAGAUUGUUUCAACUGGCUUAUGCAACAAUGUUGGAAUGUCAGGGUGCAGAUGAUGACAGCGGCUCAGAAGCCGAGUCCGACGCUUCAUCGGUGGCGUCUUCAGGUGGAGAACACGACAGUGUGGCUCAGAGGCCAAAUUACAAGCGGCUAGAGGCUGAUGACAUGGAAGCAGAUCAGUGCUUGAUCAAUAGCAAUUCAAAAGUUAUUCAUUUGUUGGCAAGCGAGGAUGAAACCUUUUGGUGUGGACGUCACCCAUCAGCAUCUUUCAGAAAAGCCACAGCUGAAGACCUGACUGCGACCGAGGCAGUGAUCUGUGCAAAUUGCUCACAUGCAUACAGAGCGGCAGGGCAUGACGAGGCAUUGCAUUCCAAGGUUGACACUUCACUUGCGUUGGACAAUUCUGGAGGCUUGAGACUGAGCAAGAAACAGCGAUUGGAUGACGUGAACGUAACAGGUGAACACAAAUUAAGGCAGGCCUUUCUCAGACGUGCUUUGGCUUAUGAUUUAGCAGGAAUUGCAACGUUCUCAGCGCUGGACUUGUGGACUCAAAAGUUGUUUGAGAAGAUGAAUGAGGCGCCGCUCAACAACUACAAGUACAUUAGCGUUGAACAAGCCAUUAAUGCAGAUAAGGCCUUGUGGGUCAAAAUUUCAAACGACACGCGUGGACAGUUGCAACCUAAGACUGGAGUUGACAAGCCAUUCGAUGUCUCCUUUAUGAAAUUUUGUGAACAUCCAGAAGUCUUGCAGCACCUCACACCACUACAAGGUCAAGGCGGUUCAAGGGGUGACUUUUCACAGCAUGCUGCACCGACUGGCAAAGGAACAACUGAGCAGCUCGACGACCAGGGGACUCCAAAUAAAAAGCCCAGAACAACCUUCAAGUACGGUGUGUGGCACAGCCCCGAAGAAUUUUUGAAUAAAGCGGCAGAGGUUUGCCACCCCAUGGACAAUGAGUCAGUGCUGCACCCGGUCACAAAGCAGGCCAUCCAAAAGGUUGUCCAUACAUGCCCAACCAAGUUAGCCAAGGAGAGGCUAGCAGCGGUCUUCAAAAUGCGGAAAAUGUCAACGGAACUGAGCCCGGCUGAGAAUGAACUGAAGGAUUCCAUGCACCCUGACGUGCGUAGAUGCGUGCGGACCAAAAACCUUUUGUUGUUUGAGCGCCUCCUCUUGCAGUUUGAGUUUUGGGAUAUGGAUGUUGUGAACCUCUUAAAGCAUGGAGUUCCUUUGGUGGGGCUGCAACCGCCGCCCAAUGGGUACCAAAAGCAGUUGGUGCCGGCAAGCAUGACUGAAGAUGAACUUUUCCAAUCGGCCAUGUGGCGGCGACAGGGCAUUAUGGCUGGUUCACGAUGCUUGACGCAGUUGGAAGAGUCUGCCUUGAUCGAGGCUACAGCUGCCGAAGUUGAAAAAGGGUUCCUGCAGGGUCCUUACACUGAAGCUGAGGUGACGGUGCUGCUGGGGACAGAGAGCUGGAGCCUCAACCCCAGAUUUGUCCUUUUUCAGGGGGCGAACAACAAGGUGCGAGUCAUUGACGACGCGACGCAAAGCAGAGCUCGGUCAACGCUGCUUACAGCUCAACUGUUAAACUUCAACUGCAAGAUGUAG
Cladocopium goreaui is the source of this 1899-nucleotide messenger RNA. NCBI's taxonomy places the organism in Eukaryota, Dinophyceae, Suessiales, Symbiodiniaceae. The record is from the annotation of a GenBank genome assembly.